Molecule: messenger RNA, 2202 nt
Organism: Bactrocera latifrons
Lineage: Eukaryota; Metazoa; Arthropoda; Insecta; Diptera; Tephritidae
Product: transmembrane protein 87A
Exons: 10
Coding region: 1-1665 (554 amino acids)
Biological process (GO): retrograde transport, endosome to Golgi
Cellular component (GO): Golgi apparatus; membrane
Source: RefSeq, a predicted model, not a curated record
AUGUGGAAAAGAAAGCUACUAAUUAUGGUGAAGGUKUUUCUGCUGAUGACAAUGCUUACCUCGGCAACGCAGGCAAAUUCUGAUGCUGGCAAAACUAUUAAAACGUUAACACCGAAUGCCAACAUUGCACGAGAGCAACGUCCCUUAUUGGCCAAUUCCAAAAUAAAAGUCCAUAUCGAAUGUGAGGGUCGUGAUGGCUUAGAUGUAAAUAUUGAGUGGCAAUUGUACGAGCGCCAAUGUUGGACGGACAAGCGCAUGUACGAUAUACAAAAAUACGAUAUAGAAGAAAAUUUGCCAAUGCAAAAUAAAUCGGAAUUUGGUUUCAUCACUAUGGAUUCAAAAACUACCGAAUGUUCAACGCAUCCAAUUCUGUUGUCGGAAAAACAAUGGCCGGUGCAAGAAACGACAGCGUCUGGCAUGGCAGCGUUAUCACCAGAGGCAGCUGCUUUGGCAUCGGUCAAGAAAGCGAACAAUACCAAAAAACAUCCCACAGCGCCAUUAGAUAAAAACAUCAUCACCAUUGGCAGAGAUGGCAUUUAUGAAUUGACAUUGAAAAUUGAAGCUGUCAAAAGUUCAGAGCCCAUAGAUUUUUCCGCACAUGUACAGCUGGAUAUUGUUGGACCUGAUGGCGGCUACCUUUCUGCCAUUGAUCAUCCACUCUUGGCGUUCUACGGCAUAAUGUGCGUCGUCUAUGUAAUUUUCGGCAUUAUCUGGCUCUUUGUGUCAUUCAUGCAAUGGCGUGAUCUCUUGCGCAUACAAUUCUGGAUUGGUGGCGUCAUAUUGCUUGGCAUGCUGGAAAAGGCCUUCUUCUAUGCACAAUACUAUAGCCUAAAUGCCACGGGUGUACCAGUUGAGGGCGCCGAAUUAAUGGCAGAAUUUGUUUCGUGCGCCAAACGCACACUAGCACGCAUGCUUGUCAUCAUAAUGAGUCUGGGUUUCGGUAUUGUCAAACCUCGUUUGGGUCCAAUGCUUCAUCGCGUGGUUGGCGUUGGUGCGCUGUACUUUGUCUUGGCUUGCGUUGAAAGUUACUUGCGUGUGACUAGCACGAAAACCGAUGAACAGUUGGUGGCCGCCAUACCGUUGGCUGUGCUGGACACAGGCAUCUGUUGGUGGAUAUUCACAUCGCUGGUGCAGACCACCAGAACGUUGCGCUUAAGAAGAAAUAUGGUGAAACUCUCCUUGUACAGACACUUCACAAACACACUGAUAUUUUCGGUGCUUGCAUCAGUGAUAUUUAUGUUAUAUGCACUGCAUGUGCGCAAGUCACAGAACUGUACACCAAUUUGGCGCAAUAUUUGGUUCGAUGCCGCUUUCUGGCAUAUACUGUUUUCGGUAUUGUUGUUGGUUAUUAUGAUUUUGUGGCGUCCCACAAAUAAUAAUCAACGCUAUGCAUUUACACCGCUACUUGAUGCGCCCGACGAUGAGGACGAUGAUGAGGAAGAUCAAUUCGUCGCCGAUGCGUAUGGUGUCAAAAUGCGCAGUUCGCAUGCAAAUGGUGGCACUAAAACACCACCGAAUGCACAGCGCGGCACAACGACCGAAGAGGAUGAUUUACGUUGGGUGGAAGAGAAUAUACCCUCAUCAAUGGCCGAUCCCGCGUUGCCGGUUUUAGAUUCGGAUGAAGAAAUCAUAAAUACGAGAUUCGAAGUUUCGAAAAUGCAAUAAAGCUAUACCAUAUAGUAAGAACGAAAAAAAAAACCAAAACAUCUAAAACUAUAUAUAAGUACUAACAACAACACAUACACACACACACACCUAACAAGAGAACAGAAGAAAAAUGUUGAUUUGUGAUUUUCAGUAUAAUUUGCUUGCUUAUAAACAUACAUUAAUAUAUAUACAUAUAUGCAUAUUUUAUAACAGUUAUCACAUAUGCAUUGUAAAUGCUACAUUAUUUUCUUGUUUAAUGCUUAUUAUUGAUUAUAUUUUAUUUGCGCGAAAAUAAAAUGUUUGUUUGAUUUAAGUGAAAGUUAUAAACAGCUAAAAUAUAAUACGUUUUAUAUAUGCACAAAUUAACUAAUCUAAGUUUACAUUAAGUUCUAAACUUAAUAAUAAGUUGCUAGCUUUGCUUUGUUACUAUUAUUAUUAUUCUUUUUUUUCAUGGUUUUUUCGGUAUUAUUAUAAAAAUUGCUUUUUCACACAUUUAAAGUAUUUUGUAUAUGGUUUAUUAUUUGGUUUCUUAUAGAUAAGUAGUUUAUUUUCAAG